Molecule: messenger RNA, 2671 nt
Organism: Wyeomyia smithii (pitcher-plant mosquito)
Lineage: Eukaryota; Metazoa; Arthropoda; Insecta; Diptera; Culicidae
Exons: 4
Coding region: 142-831 (229 amino acids)
Source: RefSeq, a predicted model, not a curated record
CUACCAACGUUGUGCACCCAAGGCUGUGUGUAUGGAUCAAAUGCAAAUUUCUAUUCUGAACCUUUUUUUUAUAAAUAAAACAUUUUUCAUCAUCAAAACGACACAUUUUUCCAAUUGCAAUAAAGUUAACAGUAUAAACCAAUGUUUGACUUAUUCAUAGUAGUCACAGAGUUUAUAAUAACACUAAUUACACAUUUUUUUUAUUUCGUUUUAGCCAAACUUCACAAGAUUAAACUUGUUCAACAAAUGUACAAAGCCCAAAGCUAUAAAGCUAAAUCAUUGUCUCGCGAAGCAUCGAAACUAAUUAUACCAGAUGAUGAAAGCGAACAUCUGCGAAUUGAGUUUAUUGGUGACAUGGAUGUAUCAAAUGUAGCGCAUGCAGCGCGUGCUUACGGCUUCCCCGCAAUACAAUCGCUGCCCUUAGUACGAGGGUUUAAUUUUCCUAUUCCAGACGAGGACACUGUGGAACUACUGGAAGCAACCGUUAAGGCAAACGCCCAAAUACGAAAAGAAUAUAUAAAGUUUCUGAAAGCCAAAAAACCUAAAUCGGUCAAAAUUAUCAACGCUUUCCAUGCACUGUUCCAAGAUGAAGCCAUGUACAGUUUCAAUUAUUCCGGUAUUUGUCAUCGAGGUCCUCGAAGAAAGGCAAUGCAAAGUUACGACAUUUUUGCCGACUGCAUGUUGGAAGCUUGGCGGGAGCACGGAAUCGACCAAACAGCUUUGAAAGAAGGUCUAACGUUGGCGAUCAAGAAUAUCAAUGGUCGUAAAAGGAAUCGCAAGUAUUUCGCGCGCAAAAAAAUAAGGAAUGAAAUGCUAAUCCAUGACAACUGAGUUCUUGUCUGAUGAUAACUGUAAACAAAGUAAACCUUUCAUCUUAACCUAGUAUCAUUUCCUAUUGAUGUUAUUUUGCUUAUCAAAAUAAUAACUACUAGUUGUUUUUAAUGGGUCAUAUCAAAUAAAUGCACUGAUUAAAGAAAAAAAAAACGUUGGUUUUAUUACUCGGUUAUGAAACAAGAAAAAGUAACUAAUGCAAAGCUAACUGAAUUUUUACUUUUUUCACCAGGAGGAAAAACAUCGGCAGUGGAGACGACCAGCACUAAUUUCAUGGAGCCAACGAUUAAAAUCGAAGAAGAUAGUGUCGAAUUUGAUGAGUAUGCGUUCUAUUCAGUGCCAAAUGUGAAAUCCGAUGACAGCAAUAGCGACGAUAAAACGUCCAUUACGACCCAGCGGCCACGCCGCUCGGCAACAAAGUUAAACAUUGCAGAUCUGUUCCAGAUCUCCAAUGUUUGCACACAAAACAGAAACUUACUGAGGCAACCGUUUCCGAUUCAGACGGUGAACGAACUUAAUGAAUUAGAUACGCUGUUGUUGGGCAACCCAGGAUAUAUGGAAAAAUGCGCACAAAUGCUGCAUAAUGCUGUACGGAAUGAAACGCUGGAAAAUGUAACUGGUCACAUGAGACUGUUGCUAGAAUUUGCUGUGGAUUAUUCGGUACUUCUGAAGUAUAGUUGGUUUGGGUUUUUACCGCGUUCACCGAUUGCUAGGGGUAUGGGCGAGCAGCAACCAUUUCGAAAUCUGAUAGGUGUAAUACAUCUUUUGCAUAGAGCUAGGCGACUAAGGUUUGGCAAAUGCAGCUUGGAGGAGAUCCACGAGGGAAUCGAAAAGUUCCUCAAACGCAAACUGCGCUGUCAUGCGUUGUUUGUCAAAAAACAAAACUACGUCGUGCAGGGCUAGAAUAUUGUGAACAAAACAGAUGCCAAAUAUUAUACAUACGGGAUUUUUAUUACAGUCUCAGAGAAACCAGUGUAGUGCACAAACAUAUGCUUACAAAACGCAUACUUCCACUGUGGUUUAAACGACAGUAUUAUAAUGGUAGUUUAGUAACACACUGCGUAUUGCACUGUAUGUGAAUUAUAACCAUUGAAAAGUGUGCUUGAGAAGCGCUACAAUUCUAGUCAAAUAAAUACCAAAAAUAACGCAGGGGAAUCGACUUUGGGUUAUAGGAUUAUUUUAUUUAUUCUUUAUAAUAUUUAACACGCCUUUUUAAACGAAGCAUUAGUUUCUAAAUUAAUUGGUCUUAGCUUUCCUUUUAUAUAACCAAACCAGUUAGCAUAAUAUCCUAUAUAUUAGAUGUGAUGUCUAUUCAUAUAAUUUUACGAUUACAUUUAACAUAUUAUAAGAUAAGAUUUUCAGCAUAAGGUAAACAUCAGUAAUUAGUAAAAGCGAGUUUUUUAGCUUGCAAUGAAUGCUUUCAAAAAACUUCGUUUUACGAGGAAGACAAAUGCGACACAGUUUUGUUUUGUGAUUACGUUCUAAAAUUCAAGCAAAUAGUCCAAACAUUUUUAUGGCAAGGUUAGGUUAUCAUUGUUAUGUAAUAUAUUUGAUAUACCUAUAUUUUUAAAUGCGAUUAGUAGCCAAAACCAGUGAAGACUCCUAAAUGCCAAAGUUUGCUGUAACGGCAAAAGAAGAAGUACUCUAGUCAGGUCGCUAAUAUUGUGAAAUUGGUAAAUUCUCACUUUGUCUAUACCAUGUGCCAUAUCUAGCGUUAGCGUAUCCGUCUCCCAUUGUCGGUUCUUUCACUGUAUUGAAAUAGAGCAUAGCGUACUUUAUUGUGGGUAAUUUAUUUUACGAUUUUAGAAUCUGAUUGAACAAUAAAAAAUACUCAGAACAA